CUGUGGCCUGCGACACUUGCUACAAAGAUGAGAGCCUGGGCGACAGAGAUGGAAACGUUUAUUACUGCAACUCCAAAGACCUUUCGAGAUGUUGUAGGGAGAAGGAUCAGUGGACCUGCUGCGUAACAGAGAGCAAGAAGAACAUCACUGAGCAGCUACAGCUGUGGGGAGCCGUAGCGGCGUUCAUUGUUGUCAUCGUCAUCUUGUUCAUGUUCUGUAAGAAUGACAUCAGCUGCUGCAACAGUGACCUGUCUCUCAAGGACAGAUGGUACAACUUCAGGCACAAAGAAAAAAACAGAGAAGCCCACAUCGUAAAGAAGGAUCAACACAUCCGAGAAACAUACUACGACAACCCCAUCGCCGACUUUGAAGGUCCCAGCAACUACUAUCCUCCUCUAAGAGAACCUUACAAUUUUCCUCCCCUCUCACCACAACAUGGGAUAAAGAACUACGACAACAUGAACCAGUCAUAUGCAUAA
This is a messenger RNA of Candidula unifasciata, 479 nucleotides long. The record is from the annotation of a GenBank genome assembly. NCBI's taxonomy places the organism in Eukaryota, Metazoa, Mollusca, Gastropoda, Stylommatophora, Geomitridae.